Nematolebias whitei (Rio pearlfish) is the source of this 4201-nucleotide messenger RNA. RefSeq names its product latent transforming growth factor beta binding protein 1 (gene ltbp1). The record is from RefSeq and is a predicted model, not a curated record. Gene Ontology annotation, molecular function: calcium ion binding. NCBI's taxonomy places the organism in Eukaryota, Metazoa, Chordata, Actinopteri, Cyprinodontiformes, Rivulidae. The transcript has 28 exons. Bases 81 to 4130 code for a protein of 1349 amino acids.
CUGGGCCCGGUUCGGCCGAACAUCCGCUCAGGUAUAACGUGCAGCUCGGCGGCUUUAGUGGGCCGGUUCGGACCCGCAGGAUGGGGAACCAGCAGGAGCAGAACCAGCAGAACCAGCUACUGAAGCUGUCCGGGGUGAAUGUCUGCGGAGGGCAGUGCUGUCAUGGAUGGAGCGCAACUCCAGGAUCGCAGCGAUGCACAAAACCCAACUGCAUCCCUCAGUGCCAAAAUGGAGGAAUGUGCCUGAGGCCUCAGCUCUGCGUCUGUAAGCCCGGUUCAAAGGGGAAGGCAUGUGAACAGACCACGGUGCCCACACACUCCUAUCCAGCACUGCCUGGGAAUGCACCUUCAAAUGGACACACCAGCGGGCACACUAAUGGAAACAACAUGGUACCCCAGCGGCCGAUUCCUCAGCAAGUGUUACCUAAUGGUUACGUCUCUGCCUCCCCUUCGGCUAAUAACAUGGCCCAGAUGAAGCUAACUGUCAAGGCGCCCCCCCAGUUUGUAAGACCCCAGUAUAUCCAGCAGCACAUCCAACAGCAGAUCCAUCCUGUGCAAAUGCACUCUGGCCAGCAGUAUGUUCUAAAACCCAAAUACUACCACGCACACACCACACACACUCAAACGCACGUCCAGGCCCAACCUGAGAGACCCAUUCCUCUGACCCUGGGACACAACCCCAUCCACGCAGUCGGUAAUCAUACAGGAAGGAUCAAGGUGGUCUUCACACCCACCAUUUGCAAAGUGACCUGUAUAGGAAGCAGAUGUCACAACAACUGUGAGAAGGGAAACACCACCACCAUCAUCAGUGAGAACGGCCACACCACAGACACUCUGACAGCCCCCAACUUCAGAGUAGUCGUGUGUCACCUACCUUGUAUAAAUGGUGGAAAGUGCAGUGCACGGAACAAGUGCCAAUGCCCUCCAAAUUUUGCUGGAAAGUUCUGCCAGAUGCCGGUUCAGAAUGGACAGCAACAGACAUCAGUAAACUACGGCCACACUCAGGUUGUCUCCACACACACCCUGCCUCUGACGUACAGCAACGGCCAGACGCCUGGCAUCGUCAACAUUCACAUCAAACAUCCACCGGAGGCCUCUGUUCAAGUUCACCAAGUGUCUCAGCUAGAUGAUUAUCACAACAAUGGGCACCAGCAGAAAGGUCCCCAGGCAGGUUCCUCUUCCUCCACCAGCUACAGUUACCACCACUCCGAAAGCAGCCAGAAGAUUCAGCACCAUGGCUAUAACAUGGUGUAUUCCAACCCGCAUGGCUACCAGCUUCCUCAUUACCAGCCCGUCAUGUCCAAGAACACACUGGGUCGCUGCUUUCAAGAGACUACAGCUGGUCAGUGUGGAAAGGCUCUGCCAGGUCUCACCAAGCAGGAUCAGUGCUGUGGGUCCAUUGGGACCUCCUGGGGGUUCCACAAAUGCCAAAAGUGUCCACAGAACCCAUCUAUUCCUCUGAUCAGUUGUCCCCAGGGUUACAAGAGGAUCAACAGUUCUCAGUGUCAAGAUUUGGAUGAGUGCCAGCUGCAGGGUGUUUGUCCCAAUGGAAAAUGUGUGAACACUGUGGGUAGCUACAGGUGCAUGUGUAAACCUGGCUACGCCCCUGACCCCAUGCUCACCACAUGCAUAUCCAACGCAGCUGCCGUCCAGGAGGAAAAGGGUGCUUGCUUCCGUUUGGUCAGCUCAGGGAGGCAGUGUUUGCACCCAGUGUCUGCCCAGCUGAGCAAACAGCUCUGCUGCUGCAGUGUGGGCAAAGCCUGGGGCCCUCAUUGUGACAAAUGUCCCCCUCCAGGAACAGCCAUGUUUAAAGAAAUCUGUCCUGGUGGGAUGGGCUACACGGUUUUACCAAACCCUCCUGCCAAUAAACCAGUAACUGUUUACCAGGAGCCUGUGGACAUUUUGCCCCCACACCCCCUGCCAACACCAGAGCGACCAGUGGAGGCAUUUGGGACAAAAGAAGUGAUCAUACCAGAAGUUGUUGAGAGGACCUCCCCUCCUGCACCUGUCGAGAUCCUCCCAACUAAUGCAGGCCAGGACAUCGCUCCAACUCAGUCAGCUGAGGUGGACGAGUGCCAGAUCAACCCUUACAUUUGUGGUCAGGGGGUUUGUUACAACACAGCUGAGAGCUACACCUGCCACUGUGAUGAGGGAUACCACCUGGAUGACAGUGAGAUCACAUGUGUAGAUAUUGAUGAAUGUGAAAACAGGACAACGUGCCCUUCUGGCAUCUGCUACAACCAGGAAGGGAGUUACACCUGUGGCUCCUGUCCUGAGGGCUUUUUAGGACAAGGAGGCCAGUGUGUAGAUGUAGACGAGUGCCAGGACGAGCGAGUCUGUGUCAGAGGUCACUGCCAAAAUGCCCAGGGCUCGUUCUUCUGCCAGUGUGGACCCGGUUUCAGAGUGUCACCAACUGGAGACCAGUGUGAUGAUGUGGAUGAGUGUGAAGAAGAAGACAGACCAUGCGGGGCUGUGGGUGACUGUGUCAACAAUGUGGGCUCCUACAUGUGUACCUGCCCUGAUGGCUACCGGCAAAUCAAUGGAACCAGCUGCACGGAUGUCGAUGAGUGUGUGGAGGAAGCCGAGCUCUGCCACCCUCAUGGUAGAUGUCUGAACACAGAGGGAUUCUACCAGUGUGUGUGUGACGGUGGGUUCACUGCCGGCCUCGACAUGCCCUCUUGUGAUGAUAUUGAUGAGUGUGGGCUCAAUGAGACUCAGUGUGGACCUCAUGGGAUUUGUGAGAACACACUGGGAUCAUUCCGAUGCAUCUGUGACCAGGGUUACCAUGUGACCCAUGAUGGGGAUAGCUGUAAAGAUUUGAAUGAGUGUGAGCUUCUGAGCAACGUAUGUGGGGAGGCCGAGUGUGUGAACAAAGAUGGUUCCUUCCUCUGUUUGUGUCCCAAUGACCAUAAAUAUAAUGUCAUGGUAGCAAAGUGUGAACCUGUUCCCAAAGCAUCUCCAGUGGAGCGGAAGGAGUGCUACUAUAAUCUGCACGAUGAGAACCUGUGUGAGAGUGUGCUGACCAGUCACGUCACACUGCAGGAGUGCUGCUGCACGCUGGGAGCCGGCUGGGGGGACAACUGUGAAGUAUAUCCUUGUCCCGUCAAUGGUACAGACCAAUUCAGCCAGAUGUGCCCAUCAGGAAGAGGUUUUAUUCCCAGUGAGGACUUGCUUUAUGGGAUACCAUUUUCUGAUAGUUACAAAGAUGCAGAUGAAUGCACACUGUUUGGUCAGGAGGUGUGCAAAGGAGGCUACUGCAAGAACACUGAGGGAAGCUACGAGUGUUACUGCAUGGGGGGACAUUACUACGACCCUGUCAAGCUGGAGUGCAGAGACAUCAACGAGUGUUUGGAUGAGUCACUGUGUGAGGGUGGACAGUGUCAGAACACGGAUGGCUCAUACAUCUGCAUGUGUAAACAUCCCAUGGUGUUGGGCCCAAACACCAACAACUGUGUCUUUGUUCCUGAUGUGGCUGAGCAACAUGAGAUGGAGCAGACGGACUAUCAGGGUAUCUGCUGGCAGAUGGUGACACAAAGUCUGACGUGCACACGCCCACUAGGGCCCAACAGAAAGACAACGUACACCGAGUGCUGCUGCCAGCAUGGAGAGGCUUGGGGCAUGGACUGUGCCUUGUGUCCUCACAGGAGCUCAGAGGACUAUGCAUCCAUGUGUAACAUUCCUUUGGGUGGGGGACGGCGGCCAUAUGGUAACGACGCUCUUGUUGCUGGUCCAAUUCACGAAUAUGAAGUGAGUCCAGACUACCUGCCAUCACCUGAGCAGCAGCUUGGCCCAACCUUUUAUGAGAAUGAAGAGUAUCCAUACAGAGCAUUUGAGGGUUUGCAAGCAGAGGAGUGUGGGAUCUUGAACGGCUGUGAGAACGGUCGAUGUGUCCGGGUUCAGGAGGGCUACACCUGCGACUGCUUUGACGGAUACACCCUCAACCUGUCCCGCAUGGCCUGCAUCGAUGUGAACGAAUGCUCAGAGCUGAACAAUCGAAUGUCGUUGUGUAAAAAUGCUAAAUGCAUCAACACAGUGGGCUCCUACCAGUGUGUGUGUUUGCCGGGCUUCAGGGCGUCUGAGAAGCCGAACUACUGCGUGGCGGCAGAAACACAGCAAACAUCCACACAAUGAGCCUGGACAAACUGGGGGGGAGAGACAGACAAGGAACACCAAAACCACACACACAAGCUUGUAUCGCUAUA